AUGCAUUGUCUUAAACGUCUGCGUACUACUAAUGCGGGAGUUUUACAACUGCUUAAACAUGCUGUCAACUCCGCACUAGUUGGGAGUGACAGCAAUGUUUUAUCCAGGAGCCAGCAACCCUUUCAGCUGUUCUGCACGAGUGCAGCACUGCACCACAACAGUAAGCAACAUCAUCAAGCUGUCAAUGAUUUGGACCAAGCUGAGUGCAGGUAAAUACUUACUCAGUCACAUUAUCUACCAAUAAGGGAAUAUGUACAGGAUAUACAGGUAACUGCCAAAAUAAUGGAAACACUUGAGUAAAUGAGGGAUACAACGUAUUGAAAGCAGGUGCUUCCACACAGAUGUGGUUCCUGAGUUAAUGAAGCAAUUAACAUCCCAUCGUGCUUAGGGUCAUGUAUAAAAGGCUGGGCUGGCCAUUAUUGUGGCCAUUAUUUUGGCUACCAUGGCUAUGCCCACAUAUAAUUACAAUGCCCCCAUCCACAGGGCACAGUGGUCACUAAAUGGUUUGAGGAGCAUGCAAACGAUGUAAACCAUAUGCCAUAGCCAUCUCAAUCACCAGAUCUCAACCCAAUUGAACACUUAUGGGAGAUUCUGGAGCGGCACCUGAGACAGCGUUUUCCACCACCAUCAACAAAACACAGAAUUAUGAAAUUUCUUGUGGAAGAAUGGUGUCGCAUCCCUCCGAUAGAGUUCCAGACACUUAUAGAAUAUAUGGCAAGAUGCAUUGAAGCUGUUCUGGCUCGUGGUGGCCCAACGCCCUAUUAAGACACUUUAUGUUGGUGUUUCCUUUAUUUUGGCAGUUACCUGUAGUUAGAAAGUUGUAACAAGUUGUCUCAGAGUUAAAUUAUAUUGUUGACAUCCUAAUAAUGAGUUACUGAUUUUGUAUUCAAGUUAGGCUGUCUACAGAACAUGAAAUUAGACUUUUAUCUUCAGAUAGUUUGUUUUGGAGACGAAGUGGACAUUUAAUUCCCAAUUAUAGGCUACUCAAUGCAAACAAGGGUAACAAAUAGGCCCAGUCGAAAACUAAUUUCAUCAUAGACUACAUUUAAGAACUUCGAGCUGAGUAGUCAGUGGAAUUGGUUUGAAAGCAGAUAUUAACAUGAACUACACUACUAUACACUACACUACACUACAGCACACUACACUACACUAGGCCUACGCUACACUACUAUAGGCUACACUACUAUAGGCUACACUACACUACACUCUUAGAAAGGAAAGGUGCUAUCUAGAACCUAAAAGGGUUCUUUGGCGGUCCCCAUAGGAGAACCCUUUAAGAAACCCUUUUUGGUUCCAGGUAAAACCCUUUUGGUUCCAGGUAGAACCCUAGAGGGUUCUACAUGGAACCCAAAAUAGUUCUACCUGGAACCAAAAAGGAUUCUACCUGGAACCAGAAAGGGUUCUCCAAUGGGGACAGCCGAAAAAAAUACAUUUCCGAACCCUUUUUUCUAAGAGUGUAAACUACACUACACUAGGCCUACACUACACUAGGCCUACACUACACUACACUACACUACACUACACUACACUACACUACACUACACUACACUACACUAGGCCUACACUACACUACACUACACUAGGCCUACACUACACUACACUAGGCCUACACUACACUACACUACACUUACACUACACUACACUACACUACACUACACUACACCACACUACACUAGGCCUACACUACACUACACUACACUACACUAGGCCUACACUACACCACACUACACCACACUACACUACAUUACACUACACUAGGCCUACACUACACUACACUAGGCCCACACUACACUAUACUACACUAGGCCUACACUACACUACACUACACUAGGCCUACACUACACUACACUACACUAGGCCUACACUACACUACACUACACUACACUAGGCCUACACUACACUACACUACACUACACUACACUACACUACACUACACUACACUACACUACACCACACUACACUACACUACACUAGGCCUACACUACACUACACUACACUAGGCCUACACUACACUACACUACACUUACACUACACUACACUACACUACACCACACUACACUACACUACACUACACUACACUACACUACACUAGGUGUAGUGUAGUGUAGUGUAGGCCUAGUGUAGUGUAGUGUAGUGUAGUGUAGUGUAGUGUAGUGUAGGCCUAGUGUAUAGGUCCUCUGUAGCUCAACUGGUAGAGCACGGCGCUUGUAACGCCAAGGUAGUGGGUUCGAUCCCCGGGACCACCCAUACACAAAAAUGUAUGCACGCAUGACUGUAAGUCGCUUUGGAUAAAAGCGUCUGCUAAAUGGCAUAUUAUUAUUAUUAUUUAUUACUAGGCCUACACUACACUACACUACACUAGGCCUAGGCCUAGGCCUAGGCCUACACUACACUACACUACACUACACUACACUACACUACACUAGGCCUACACUACACUACACUACACUACACCACACUACACUACACUACACUACACUACACUAGGCCUACACUACACUACACUAGUCCUACACUACACUACACUACACUACACUUACACUACACUACACUAGGCCUACACUACACUAGGCCUACACUACACUACACUACACUACACUACACUAGGCCUACACUACACUACACUAGGCCUACACUAUACUACACUACACUAGGCCUACACUACACUACACUAGGCCUACACUACACUACACUAGGCCUACACUACACUACACUACACUAUACUACACUACACUAGGCCUACACUACACUACACUACACUACACUACACUACACUAGGCCUACACUACACUACACUACACUAUACUACACUACACUACACUAGGCCUACACUACACUACACUACACUACACUACACUACACUACACUAGGCCUACACUACACUAGGCCUACACUACACUACACUAGGCCUACACUACACUACACUACACUAGGCCUACACUAUACUACACACUCUACUACACUCUCCUUUUGGUGCUGGGGUGAAAAGAAAAACAUAGAACAUUUGUUCAUACACAGUUGUCAAUGAUUAAGUGCUCUUUUGCACAUGUACAGUAUGUCUUGAGAAAAGUUCUACAGAUUAGUCAAUAAUCAAAACACAGUGUAAAACGUGUAUGCAGUGGUGAUCUUUAAGAAUGUCCCUGUAAGACCUACACUAGUAUUGUGACAUGGUGCAUGCACUGUGCUGUCUGGUCUUCACAGGAACAGCUUGAUCUCUGGGAUGGACCUUCUCUUCUACACCAUCACAGAGGGCAAAGAGAUGAUCUCUGUCUCUCAGUUCGUCUCUGUGAGUCUCCAUCUAAUCACGUCCUCUCUCACUGUGCGACACCAUACAACACCUAACCUAUAUACAGUACAGAGUUUUUUUCUGGUUAUUUAACCUUUUUAAAAAUCUGGAAUGCCCUUUUUUCUGAUUGUAUUGACAGUUCCCUUGACUUUCCGUGACGUCCUUUUAAAGUUGACACAGUACUGCCUGUACCACAACACAUUCUAGUUCCUAAAGAGACCUUUGGCCUUGUUGUUUUCACUUGAGCUAAAUGCAUACCGAUCAAACCCCAGAGAGUGUAAGACGAGCCAGGCAGGAAUUCAUCACACCAUGUCACCUGCCCAGUUCAGGUUCAGGUUUUAAAAGUGUUGAGGAAACGCCUUGUAUAACUUUAUGACUAAUAGACAGGUGUAGCCUCGUCGUCGAGGCUAGAAGUGAAUCCUCUUAAACCCCAAAAUGAUUGACGUCUUAAACAAUGAUAACUCAGUAUAAGCUGAUUAAAAAGGCGGUGGUUGAACUGCUCUGACAUCACCUCACAAAUGAAACAGAGUUCAAGCUAGGUGUUAACAACUUUGUUUACCUCAUCAAUGACCACCAGCCAUUUCCAAGCAACAAUAGCCUAAGGACCUCUGGAAUGUUGGUCACAUGAGUCGAGAAGAACAUCACAGAAGUCGUAGCUCAGUUGGUGAGAAUGUCAUAGAAGCACAUUCAUCCAUAGUUGCACGCACACUGACCCACAGUCAUUUUACGAUGUGUGAAGAAACUCUGUGUCCAGUGUCCACGACCACUCCCAGUGCUUUUACACCAUAAUUCACACCUUCAGACCCUUGCUUGGUGCCUCUCAUAUGCAUACUCAAAUUAAUACUUAACAGUAUAGGGUACAGGGGUCUAUUAAAAGACUGGGUGGUGUUGGGGCACAGCGUGAUAUUUGACAGGCCAUUGGCUCAGACCUGUGACCAUUUACUCCCCUGGGUUCACGUUGGCUUUCGCUUUGUCCGAGGAACUACAGUGGACAUUGUCUUAUGACCUUUGUGUCUUCAUCAACAUAGCAUUUUAACAUUGUAUCACAGAAACACUGGUCAUAGCUUUUAGAUGGCUGUAACACAGGGAUGGGGUGAUGGAGUUUGGUCCCGUGGUGGGCAACACUGACAAUUCUGGACUACACCUUGCCCCUGGAAGCAGGGGUUCAAACCCCAGGUCUGCCAAUCUCUCCACCACUAAGGAUAGACUGGGGUUGGGUAGAUGCACAGGAAUUUCUAGUGGUUAGUCACAGAGGUAAGGGAGUAUAUGAUAUGAAAAAUAACUACUGUAUCUGGACACUGCAUUCUCAAGCAGUUGAACGACACAAAGUUGUACCUCAACCAGAGCAUUCAGAGUAUAGUAUGUAUGCCCUGUUUAAUCUUUUAUUUCAGAAUGAUGCAAAGCUUGGUAUUCUUACAUCAUUCACACCUUUAAAGAACUACUACUACACAGAUGCCAUCUGCUUUGACCUUGGAUUGAUCUCAGUUUGGAGGAGGGAGAUCUGUUAUUUAUUGUUAUGCUAUGCUGUAUGUGUUUGGCAUGACAGGGAACAGUGACACAGGAGUUUGGCUAAAAAUCUGUCUCACUCUCGUUCUCUAAAUGUUCGUCUCUCCUUCCUCCAGGCGUUGAGGAGCACAGGUUUGUGGACAUCUGAUCCCAGGCUGAGGGAUUGUAUGCAUCAGCUGCGCCAGUCAAUGCGGGAAUCUGCCGGAACAGUCAUGAUGGACCAGAAACUUUUCAGGAAGUGAGUUAUGCUCUAUUUUCUAUUUUGGAUGGGAUGGACAUAGCCUUAUUUGGCUCUUUUAUCUUACCAUAUACAUCCUCUAGUAGGAUGGUAUGAAGAGAUUAUUUACUAUAGUAAACACUAUGAUUCUUUAAUUCAUAAAGUUAGCAUAAUGUAUUAUGUCUUUCUCGAUCACACAUACCAUAUUCUCAUUCUUCAGGCGGAUUGGCAAAACAUCACACACACUUUAUCCCAUUUUUACAUAGCAAUUUUAUGAAAGUGACAUUUAUAUGGUAUUUCAAUGUGCGAAGGAACUAUCUUUGCUAUUGCCCCCAGUGUUGACUAGAAACUUCCAAUACUUUCCCCCCACUAUCUCUGUGUGUAUUUAUGUCUGCUCUGCAUGCCUCUACAGUGGACAGGUAGAGAUUUGUUAUGAAAGGUUAAGAGUCAAGGAUGUUUGAUUGUGGUUGUAUUGUAGUGUUUGUGUUGGGGUUAAUGUGAGGCAAAGACAGAGUGACAGCGUCUGUAGUUUUAUGGCCAACAGCUGCCUCUGAACCUUACUCAUGCACACACACACACGCACGCACACACACACACACACACACACACACACACACACACACACACACACACACACACACACACACACACACACACACACACACACACACACACACACACACACACUGAGAGAUGCAGAGAGAGAGAGCUCUGGAAUUGUUGGCGAACAGAGUAUGACAUCUGUGCAGGGCUUAGGUCUGGACGGGAGCUAAUGAAAGUCCAGCAUAGUGAGUGAACUGCAGACGGUGCCAGUUGUAUUAGGAGCUCAGCUUAUCAACAAGCUCCGAGGGAAUCUAGACUGCUGUCCAAACAGUAUUACUUCCUAAGUGGCAAAGCUAACUUAAUGAAUGCAGUGAUGAUUCAGACUCUGGCCUGCUACAGUAGUGGGUCACUGAGUCCUGUCUGGUGGACUUCUUCUUCCAUUGAAUAACUAUGUUCCUGUGAUUGAACACUGCAUAUCUACCAUCCCUUUGCUCAUCUUAGAUUGAGACUUGGUGUUGUACUUGGUAUUAUUUAGAAACUAGAGCCAAAGACACAAAUAAAGUCAUAGAGAAGAGAAGAACAAUAUUGUGUUGUGAUUAAAUAUUUUCUUCCCAUUGAGGAACACUCUGAGGUGGUCACUAGAAAAAGGCCACUAGAAAUAAAAAAACUCCCAUUUCUGGUGAAUGUGUAAAUUAUGCAAUCGCUAUAUUUGCCUCCCCAGUGUCCCAAACUCUAAACAAGUUGUGUAUUAACAAGCAACGGGGGACGGAUCUUUCAGCUCAACCCAGCUAUGAAAGACUGUGAAUGCCAUUCUGUGAGAUCACAUCACAUCAGUGCUUACUAAAGUUAGCACUUUGUUUAUAUAUAAUGGUAAAGACAGGUGUGUAUCUACAAUAUGAUAGGCUGUCUAUUCUCAGCAUUUAAUUUGGUCCCAGUUGGGGUCCAGUUUUAUAUUGUUGAUGUCAUUAGGAUUUCAUCAUAGGAUCAGUAGUGUGUCUGUUCCACUUAGCCCUGAUACAUGGCUGACUCCUAGACGCCGCAUAGGAGUCAGCAGCCGUGUAUCAGUGCUAAAGGUCACUGUGUGUAUUAAUAAAGUAGUAAUACUAUAUACUGUAAAUAAUCUAAAGUGACUGACAUUUUUUGUAUGGUUAUUAAUAAUAAUUUGGUGGGUGCUUAUAUUUGUACAAGUGUAUAUUACUACAAGUGUGAAUUGGAAAACCAUGUUUUUUACAUAUCCCUACACUCCCUGACACACCCUCGGAGAGUAGGGUCACGGCCAGGUCUGCCAUUAAUGGCAACCCUGGAGCAAUUAGAGUUAAGUGACUUGGUCAAGAGCACUUCAACAGAUUUUCACCUUGUCGGCUCAGGGAUUACGAACUAGCGACCUUUCGGUUACUGGCUCAACACUCUAACCGCUAGGCUAAUCAAACGUAGCAGGAGUAAAAGAAACGCCUGAAACUAGAUCCCCUACAUACUGGUCUUGACAAGAAGAAAACAAACUGUGGGGGGAGGUUCUCUUCUGCACUGUUCAACCAACCCAGUAAAUGUGGAGGAGGAGUUUAAAUGGAGAGUCGCCUUGUUAACGUCCAAAAGUGGAAGUCACAUCACAGGCUCUCUUUCCAUUUCCCCUGAAAACCAUAACAGCCUCAGCAGAGGUUAUCGCUAGGCAUAGCCUCGGGAAGUAGGGGUGCUGAGGGUGCAGCAGCACCCAUCAUAAAUUGAAAAAAAUAUAAAAUAAUAUAAUGUAUAUAUAUAUAUUUUAAAUACAAUUCUUCACAAAUGUAUAUUACUCCUGUGUGAACUAGGACUUUAUUACUCCUGUAUGAGUGGACAAAAAUACUCCCCAGCACCACCAACGCAAAACAUCUUCCUGCGGUUGGCCCAAGCAGGAAUCAAACCAACAACUCUAGUGUUGCAAGCGCCACACUCCACCAGCUGAGUCACACUUAGCCAUUACCUAUGUGAUAAACAAAGUUUUGAUGUGUGAUAUUUAUGAAUGUGUGUCGUGUUUCAGGUGUGUGGGUGCUAACAUCCUGCUGCUGACCCAGGCGUUCAGGAGGAAGUUCAUCAUCCCAGACUUUGAAGUGUUUGCGUCCAACAUCGACCAGCUGUACUACAGUACCCAGAGGCAGGAGGGGGGACAUGUGAGUUCUGUUAGGAUGCCUACACUAUGCACAUUGGCAUAAAUAAUCUCACUCACACACGUACUGAAUGAAAGCAUACACACACUACAUUCGUGCAUACAUGCACACAUGUACUAUACAUACAGUACCUGACUUUGACAUACAUGACACUCCUCCAUUCCAUUAUUUUGUGUGUGUCUUUGCUUAGGUAGCAGAUUACAUUCCUCAACUGGCUAAAUUCAGCCCUGAUCUGUGGGGAGUGUCUCUAUGCACCGUGGAUGGACAAAGGUAAGAUUACAGCAUCAUCUGAUCUAUGUGCAUAGUAUCUUUUUACAGUAUAUCACCACUGCCCUCCAUCAUGACACAUAACCCAUGUUACUGAAAUGAAGAGCAUUGAACAGGCAGUCCACAUGUCAUCCCCUCAUCUUGCCCUAUCAGUAUCUGCCCACCUUUUUUAUACAAAAUCCUCCACUGUAUCUGUUGUCACCUCAGCCCUCCUCUCACUGUCCCAUGAUCUCUCCCCUGCUGGUGUGAAUCAGACAUUCUGCAGGUGACACCAAGGUUCCAUUCUGUCUUCAAUCAUGUGUGAAGCCACUGGAGUACGCAAUCGCUGUGCACGAGAUCGGCACUGAGCAUGUGCACCGUUACGUGGGCAAAGAGCCUAGCGGACUCAAGUUCAACCAGCUGUCACUGAAUGAGGAGGGUGAGAGAGAUGAACCCUAACCCUGUCCCUGUCUGCCUAUGGCUAGGCUCACAUACCUACUAAAUGUCUCUGUGUCCACUUCUGUGUAGAUGCCCCACACUUGAAUGCAUCUGAGGAGUACUGAGGAAAAAACUGUCUUACAUUGAACUCUCAAAUUAUAACUCUGACCUAUCUCCUGAUCUAAGCUAACUCGAUCGCAGGGUAAUAAAUAGUUCAUUACACUGUGGAAGCAAACAAUUACACAUUUCAGUAAACAACUGUGUAAAGAGAAGAGAACCAACCUCUCUGCAACUACAGCCCACUGGGCACAGAUGUCAGGUCAACGUCUAGUUUUGAUUGAAAUUUGGUUGUUGUCAACUAACAUGAAUUCAACAUGAAAUCAACAAAAAACUUCCCCAUGAGAUUGGAUUUAGGUUAAAAGUUGGGUAAAAAAAUGACUAAAUUCCCAAACAUUGAUGACUUUUUGCAAAUCCAAUAAUUUUCCCACGUUGAUUCAGCAUCAUCACAUUGAUUUGCAAUGGCGUGGGUACAACAUUGAUUCAACCAGUUUUUGCCCAGUGGGAGGUGAUUGAGAAACAUUGAUCAAUGAUUACAACAUGCUGUAGGUCUUGACUGGUGAGAUAGUCGAUAGAGCAGGAACAAGCAAGAACAGGACAUCUGAUCAUUAACAAGUCAAGACAUCUUAUCUGCAGGUUCCCUCUAAGCUGGCUAAGGCUGGCUAGGUGUCAUUACACAUGUUCACCUCUGGCACGCACAUACAUGUGUUCACUAUAUUAGUGGAUUUUUUUUUAGCGGCCAUAUCUUUAGGUUAUAUGGUGGUGGUGGAAUGCACGACAGUGAUAGCAUUGUCCUCUCUCUCUUUGGACAGAUAAACCACACAACCCUAUGGUGAAUGCGGGGGCUAUCGUCAUCAGUUCUCUGCUCAAGGUAAGGGGAUUCCUGGGUGCACUGACGUUAUAAUCUCCUAUAACCUUUCAUGAGGUUUUGGAAUUAGAGUACAGAUCAAAUCUUUGCUAGCUAACUGAAACAAUAUCAGGAGUACAUUACAAACUGCUGUACACCAAAUCCACUCCAACAUCAAAUAUACAGGAAAUCAGGAAAUCUGUUGUAACUAGUACAGCCAAGUGUCACAGUCAGACCACCCUCAAUCAUUGACCAAUUCACCCUAUGGCCCAAUACAGUGUGGACAGAGGUCAGUAAGCUAUCACCAGCUGACUCACCAACCAUCCCUAUCAGUCAGCAUUACCCUCAUUCUAACAGCUACAGCAGUGGGGAAAGAGGGCAGGCCUCUAUAUAGACAUGGACCUCUAUUCUGCUAUGUUUUCCUCUCCCUGCCUAGCUGCCUGUCUUCUCCAGCUGCCUCUUAGGCCAUGCAGGUCACAUACAUUAGUGGGGGAGGGUGGGACUGACAGGAUGGGUGUGUGUGUUAGCCGGGCCAAUGAGACGGCUGGGAAGAGAAGGUGUGUUUGUCUGUUGGUGAGACACUGUACAUUUACAUUUACAUUUACAUUUACGUCAUUUAGCAGACGCUCUUAUCCAGAGCGACUUACAAACUGUAUGUGUGAUUGUGUGGGUAUGUGUUUAUGUCUGACAAUUAUAAGUAUUAUGAUUUAUGUCUUUGACAACUUUAAGUACAGGGAGAGAGAACAGAUAGAGAUGGCUGAGUCAUUUCAUUGGCUAAUAGUGUAUAGCACAUACUGCACUAGGCAAGUUGAGGGGAGGACUUGUACUCUUCCAAGUCAGUGUAGCACUUCUAGCACGUUUUAUUUGGAGUUUAUGCAAUUCAUUUAUAAAUAAUGCGCAAAGUUCACUUCAUCUUUCAGAGAGAGCAGAACUCUCUGAAGUUAUGAGUGGAAAGACGUGUCAUCAGCCUCCUGAGUGGCGCAGCGGGCCGCGUCCUUGUCCCAUCACGCUCUAGUGACUUCUUGUGGCGGCCGGGCGCAUGCACGCUGACUUCGGUCGCCAGCUGUACAGCGUUUCCUCCGACACAUUGGUGCGGCUGGCUUCCGGGUUAAGCGAGCAGUGUGUCAAGAAGCAGUGCGGCUUGGCGGGGUCGUGUUUCGGAGGACGCAUGGCUCUUGACCUUUGCCUCUCCCGAGUCCGUACUGGAGUUGCAGCGAUGGGACAAGACUGUAACUACCAAAAAAUAAAAUGAAAGACGUGUCAUCACUCAGAAGCACUUCAUCAGAGUGUCACUGACCAAUAAACCCAGGGUUGCACCACAUCUGAAGAAACCUAUUCCUUGAGGAUCACUCAACAAGAGUAGGAUGGUGAAGUACCAGUCUCUGCCCAUUAUGGUGACUUAACGACUUGCUAGUGAUCUUUCACUGGACCCUGAAACUUAAGCAGGGCAAUAAUCUGCCCUCGAGCUGCUAGCCCAUGUCAUACUCAUCACAUCACGCGGACGGACGGACAGACGGACACAGCGACUAAUCCUACCCCACACACCCACCCAGAAUCUGUCUAACUCACCAGCACACUGUGCCCUUGGUGCAAAAAAAAACACAAACACUGCCACCUAGGGACAGAACAGCUCUCUGCAUAGUGUCAAUAAAGAAUUACUACAGCACAAGAACACUGUACGAAAGUGAUUUCCUUCUUCUUCUUUAUUUUUACAGCCUAACUCGAAUAAGGCAGAGAGAUUUGAUUAUGUGAGUAUCCUUUAAGGUUUCAGACUUCUGUCAUGUCUACAAUUGCUUCUUAUUAGUAAAAAUGUAAUGGAAAAACUGACAUACAUCUUUUAUCAUAGGUAAUGGAAUACUUAAAGAAGAUUGCUGGCACAGAGUAUGUGGGCUUCAGCAACGCCACGUGAGUGUCAAAUUGAACGUUAUAGUAUGAAAAAUGAAAUUAUCUAAUAUUUCAGACCAUACAGUAACUGUAAUUUGUGGUGUGAUAAACAGCUUUUAAUGUUUUGCCUUCACAGUUUUCAAUCAGAGAAGGAGACCGGGGAUAGGAAUUUUGCUAUUGGUUACUAUCUGAAGGAGAAAAAAGUGAGUGUUUGAGCUUCACAGAGUCUUCCCAAUAGUUAUACCAAUUCCUAAACUCUAAAACUAUGAGUUAUGCUACCUGCUGAUUGUGUCCUGAAACGGUGGCCUCUCUCUCAUUUUGCCUGGUAGUGCUUUCCUGAGAAUGCAGAUAUGAUUGCAGCCCUCGACUUCUACUUCCAGGUGAGACUCAUGUUUAAAGAGAUUUGCUGAUGUAGCCAAGACGGUCUUUAGCUUUUUCCUAGUGUGUGUCCCUGGUGGAAACACUCUGUAUGUGAGUAAAGUGCUACCCUGUACACAGGGUUGGGUAGCUUACUUUCUAAAUGUAUUCCAUUGCAGUUACUAGUUACCUGUCCAAAAUUGGAAUCAGUAACAUAACUUAUGGAUUUCCCAAACUCAGUAAAUCAGUAACAUAAUCUGAUUACUUUCAGUUACUUUUGGAUUACUUUCCUCUUAAGAGGCAUUAGAAGAAGACAAAAAGGAUCCAUCAAAUGCAUUUGGUGUGUCAUCAUAGUGGUCUCUGACUUGUGGUCAGACUCACUCAGGUGGAACAAACUUAAACUUGUGCCUUUUUUCAAUGCUGAAUUGAAUGUCAUUGAGAAAACAGAAAGGUGUCAUAAUGUAUUUUUUCACAAACAUCCUUUCUGAAUUUAAAAUAAUCCAAUAAGUAAUCAUCUAGUUUUUCAAAAGUAUCUGUAAUCUGAUUACAAUAUUUUUGCUGGUUAAGUAAGAUUACAUUUACAGUUUAUUUUGUAAUCAUAUUACAUGUACCUGAUUACAAUCAGUUACUCCUCAACCCUGCCUGUACAAUAAACCAGAGGUCUCAACUGUUCUCUGUUUUCCUCUCAGCUGUGUUCCAUCGAGGUGACCUGUGAGUCAGGCAGUGUCAUGGCCGCCACACUGGCCAACGGGGGCAUCUGUCCAAUCACAGGCGAGCGGGUGCUGAGUGCAGAGGCCGUGCGGAACACCCUAAGCCUCAUGCACUCCUGCGGAAUGUACGACUUCUCUGGCCAGUUCGCCUUCCAUGUGAGUCACUGAGAAACAGACAAGAGGUCAAUGACCUGAGGUGCCUUUAUCACAGAGACGAAAGAGGAAGUGAGACAUCCCCAUCUCAUUUCUUCUGGUUCAUAUACAGUCAAUGAACUAAGCAGACCAGACCCAGCUGCUAAUGCAUUGGUGCCUAUGGGAUAGCCACCCUGUUAAGCAAACCGGAACUGACCAUUUUUUUCAAUGGUAAACUGCCUGAGUGGGACAUUUUCAUUUAUCCAACAUCUUUGCUUAUCAUACUGUAUGUGGUCAGUUAGAACGUUCCCCUUUAUCUUAGAGGUGCCAUAUUGCUCUCACCUAUCCUGUGUUGUCAGAUCAGUGCAGUUAAAAGAGAGGAGACAGGGAGAGGUAUCUAUUUUAGACUAUUUCAGAUGCACCCGGUGAUAAGUGUCAUACUAAACUUCAUUCUUGCUGUUUGUCCCAUCUUUUUUUCCAGGUGGGUUUGCCUGCCAAGUCUGGCGUGUCGGGUGCAGUGCUGCUGGUGGUCCCUAAUGUCAUGGGAAUAAUGUGUUGGUCUCCUCCGUUAGACCGUGUCGGAAAUAGUGUCCGAGGCAUUCACUUCUGUCAGGUAUGCAGACAAGAAGAAUUUCAAUCCCCUAUGAUAAGUAUGAAAAUGUAUGCACUCACUAACUUUUAUUCGCUCUGGAUAAGAGCAUCUGCUAAAUGACUAAAAUGUAAAUGUACAAUUUUAGUUUUUACCAUACCCAGCAGUAGAUAUUUAUUCUCAGUGAUGACCUUGUUUUUUGACAUAUCAAAAGUCAUUUCAAUGUCAUACCUGAGUUUAUAUAUUUUUUGCUGUAUUAGACAUUGUAAAAUUGGUAGAUUAAAAAAGAAUAGAACAUUGAAUAGUAGAAAAAUCUGUCAUUUUCCCAUUCUAUCUGCUGAUUGAGCAGGAGCUGGUUUCUCUCUUUAACUUCCACAACUACGACAACCUGAGACACUUUGCAAGGAAGCUGGACCCUCGCAGACUCUCACUUGAUGAUAGGGUAAGGGAUAGAGUAUGCACUAAUGUCCCGAUUCCGGCCCGAGUUAAGAGUGUGUAAAUGGAACAUUAUUCUCUUUUUAUGCUUUUUUCUCUCUCUGCGUAUUCUGAACUUGAACUUAAGCAUGAGAAUAGCAUGCUAGUCAACCGCUAUUCGUUCGGGGUGGAGAUCUAAGAAAUGAAGGUGUGGCAGAGGUGUGUCUACACAGAUAAGCCGUAUUCUGACCUUGACUUAAUUCCCUCGUAAUUCUACCACCUUUACGCGAGAGGAAACCAUGAAUAAGGUCGAACGAACCUGCUGGUUCCAAGUGGAAAAAGCAUCUUUCUUUUUUCUGAUAGAAAUAACAGCAUUCUCCAUGCACACUGUAAUUUAUAAGUGGAUAAGAGCUGUUGAUAAGAGCUAGGGGAGUGAACGUUAUACCUCCCCCUGAGGAAAAUAUAUUUUUACUUGGCCCUCCCCGAGCAUUUCAAAAAUAUAUAUGUAACCCUCCCCCUCCAAAAUGAUAAUUAAAACAAAACAGCAGGGUAUAUUAAAUCCCUUUUUAAUUGACUAUCAAUGUUGCAGUCUUGAUUUCUAUUAAACCAACCCCUGGUUGAGAACCAAUACUGUAUUGAUACCAUAGUCAUGUUAUCUGCUAGAGGGCGGCAUUUACCAAUUUAAGCGUUAAGGGCCGUCCACACCAAGGACGAUAACUAUAGCGAUAAAUUAUACAUAACUAUAAAACGUUGGCGAGCAUCCACACUAGAGGAACGUUUAUCAUUCUACAGUAGCCUACACCUGUCAGUCAACUGAUCCAAUCAUCCUACUGCACGCUGUAGGCGUAAGGUGGUAAUACAGAGCAUUCAGUGCUUCAGGGUGUCUUCAUUGUCAAAGUGACAACUGCAAAUAAUACUUCAAUGUAGGCUACACGUAGCCUAAUGAAAAACAUUAUAUAGAAACUUGUAUUUAAACUAAAUGUAGAAAUUCAACAACAAACUCUGUUCAGCCUGCGCAUCUUUUAAAUCAUGCAAUUGCUUGCCUCGUUGCUCAAGUGGUUUGCAAGUGAUUUCCAUUUUUCUAAUGGAUGUCAAUUCAUUUGGAUCUUAUUUUUCACUGUGCUCAUCACUGUCUGUCCUGUGCAACCAUUUAAUAGGCUACAUCAGUGCAACAACGUUAUCAUCACUGGCCAGUGAUGCACUCUCUCUCUCUGCAACUUUCCCCGACAGUUAUUUUGGCCUAGGCCUAUUUUACAUUCAGCAAUUAGCAAGAGCAAGCCUGCUUCUCUCCACGAAAAGCCUUUUAGUAUUUGUAGCCUAUAGCUUUUCGUGGGAUUUCACGAGAUGAGGAAUAGUGGAGAGGCUUGCGUCCUUGCCUAUAGCUGGAAAAGAGAGGCUAGAGUUGUGUAGCCGAAGAAGCUAAAUAUUAGCUAGAUAUUAGGCCACUCAUUAACUAAAUAUUAGGCCUAUAAAUAUUUACCUGUCAAAGUGCAAGAAAAAAAAGUUCAACAGAUGAUGAAAUGGCAGAUCUGUGCGUUCCUCCUGGCUGCGCUCUGCAGCAGUCGGGCACACAAAGCUCCACUGUUGAUUAGGCCUACGUUUUUAGACAAUAACAUUAUUCUACCUAGGCUACAACAACAACAGUGCAAUGAGGAAAGUAUUAUUGUUAUCAAAUGAGUACACAAUUAUUGGCUAGGGCUGUAAACUACAGGGAUGUAGGCUAAUUUGAAUGUUUGUAAUUAUUUUUAUUUUAUUAGGAUCCCCAUUAGCUGUGGCAAUUGCAGCAGCUGCUCUUCCUUGGGUCCACACAAAACAUGACAUAAUACAGAACAUUAAUAGACAAGAACAGCUUACUGACAGAAUUACAUAAAUGCAAAAUGUCACACAUAGCAGCUGGUGGGGUAAGUCUGUGUGUCAGUGCUGUGUGUAUGUUGACUAUGCAAACAAUUAAUGCUUCUUCUAAAAACAAAAAGUGAUGCAGUCAGUCUCUCCUUUACUUUUAGCCAAGAGAGACUGGCAUGCAUAGUAUUGAUAUUAUCCCUCUGAUUACAGUGAAGAGAAAGACCGCUCAAACUGCUGUUUUGAAUGCUUCAUGCCGAAAUAACUGCAUAAAAUCAAAUCAAAUUGUAUUUGUCACAUGCUCUAAAUACAACUGGUUUUACCAUGAAAUGCUUGCACUUGUGUUACUAAAAUAGUAAAAUAAAAUACACCAAAAUUGAGCUAUAUAGAGGGAAUACCAUGCAGCCUAGGCCUAAUUUUGCAACCAUUUGGAUCAGUUAUGGGUCUAUUCUCGACGGUUUACAAGGUCCAGAAAGGUACAUUAGCAGGCUACUCAUAUGGUGGUCCCUCCCCAUUUCGUUCAGUUUAAGAAACAUUUUUCAACAGAAUGAAUAAAACAAGCUAUUGUAGGGCUAGUCUAGCUUUUCCUGGGACUCCAAGAGCUAAAGAGGAAUUAUUAGGAAUAAUACUGCAGUGAAUAGCCUAUAGGCCUACCCAAUGUUUUUAAAUCGGAUUUAUAUGACAUUACAGGUAGCCUAAGAUAAACAUAUCACUUGAAAAAAGACAACUCGUAGGCAACUCGUAGGCAUAGAGAUAGUCCAGCCAUCCACAUGGACUGUUGUCCUCCCUAUUCGGUAGCAAUUCCUCCAACACCCGAUUUAAUCCAUUCACUUUUUUCUGCAUUGAGGGACCAUCUCUUUUCGACUCCAAAAUUACAUUGAACUUUUCUAGACUCUCUUCAGCAGACCAACUGCAAAGAAACCCUUAAUUAUUGUGAAGAUAACUUUUUUCACGAGCUGUGGUCCUUGCAUACUUGUGCGACACCAUGCUUGUUGUUGUGAUAAAACACAUUUUUAUGGUGCUUUCAAGAUAACUGUGGGGAAAAAAAUUAACGAGGUCAAUUCAUGACGUCAGUGAUCUUCAGGUCGGAAAGUUGGAGCUCUAGAAAGAUGCCAGAGUUUCCGACUUUGAAUUCCAAGUUGGAUGACCGUUCAAAACUAUUUUCCCAGUCAGAAUUCGUUUUUUUUCACAGUUGUCUUGAACACACUAAAGUCGGAGAUUUCAGAAUUCCCAGUUGUUUUGAAUUGUGGCAUUCCUACCUCUGUUCUUGUUGCGCGCUAGCUCCCUACGUCAUCACGACAAGCGCUAUUUGAUUCACCAGAUACUCUACAUGCCCACGUUCUGGAUACGCCAAGCAAAUAGAGGGACUGAUCGAACAGCCAAUGGAAAGGUAAAAGCGAAAUGCCCACCCAGCCGGGCUCAGUGAUGAAAAUGAGAAAGAGAGAGAAAGCAGGGUUAUACACCAAAGUUACACAUAGUCAGAUUCAAUAAGAAAAUUCCCAAAUACUGACAUUUAAUCGAUUACAAAUUACAUGACAGUCCCUUGGACUAAAUAAAAAAAUACUAAACCCUCCCCCUGACUGAAAUUGAAAAAGCAUGACCCUCCCCCCAUUUUCUUCCAGGUAACAAUUGCUUAAAUUUCGACCGGACCCUAGGUAAAUGAGUAAUCAGUUUGAAGAAGGGGAUUGUAAAUACACAUAGCAAUAGUUAUAGGUGAUUUUUCCUUAUGAUCCCUGGAGAGGAAUGUGAAACCGUCCAUAUGGAAGCAAACUGAAAAUGAUAUCAACAAGCCCCUUUUCCACAGUGAAAUAGGAUAUAAAUAGCUGUGACAUUAUUCUGAAUUUUAUUUGCGUGCCCUCAUAAUUUCUGUGGAUGAAAUUUGGACACCCAAACUAUAGGCUUCUGUAGGGCUAAACCUGCCGAGUUGAUGUAUGCGCUUUAGAAUGUUUUAAUUAUAGCCUAUGCCCAGGCUUUUCUCUGUUUUAUUUUACAAUUUGUAUCAUGUUAAUUAUUAGCCACUCUCGGGAGCCACAUACAUUUAUAACUGUCACUUUAGUGUUAGUUUUAUCUAAUUUGUAGCUUACAUUUAGCAUCAUUCCAUUCCGUUGACCUUUCUUUCCUCUGUCACGUCUAUGUAAGUUGUUCCUUAGGCUCGCUAGCAUUAGUAGAUCAUAUUAGGCUAAUAUUGGGCAAUAAGUUGGGACAUGUAGACUAUUUGAAUCAUUAUGGAACUCAGACCACAAGUAGCAGGUUAAACCAGGAGCCUGGCGCACGGUUCAUGACGACUGGACCGUUGUCAUACAGUUCCAUGCUUAGUGAGAAUUAGAGUAGAUUUAUUUAUAGGACUUGUUCAACCCCUAUUGUAAACUUUUUUCCACCUUACAAUAUUUAAUGGAUUGAACUUGAAUGUGACAACUUUCAGGUUGAAUCAAACCACUGUUUAUUCAACAAUAUAUUUUGUGCAUAAAGGCUCUCCAAACUUUUAAAAAAAUGUUUCAAACAUACUUUCCUAACCCUAAAAGGUGCCUAAAUAAUCUACAAAGUCAGAGUAUUUUUUUAUCUACCAGUUGGUGCUGAAACGGAGAUGAAGAUGCAUAGAUGGCAUUCUUUCAUUGAUCCCUAUUUUCUGCACCUGUUCUCUUGAUGUUUUCUAGUCUGUCGACAAAAUUCAAAUUAAAGGUACACCGUAUUUAAAGGGAUGGCUUAAGAUAAAUGUACUGAAAACCAUAUUUAAUUGAAAACUCCACGAGAAAAUCUGUUGGCCAGCAAGUGGGAGGGUUUUCUGCGGUUGAAUUACUUUUAUUCAGAGCGCACAAGGGAUCCACGCCUGCAAAGCCCAUUACACACCUUUAUAAGCUAAGUCUGAAUACCAACUACUGAGAAGUGCAUAAGAAAGGCAUAAUUUCCUAAAUUGGAAUCGGGCCCUAAGAAUACCAACUAAAUGUUUCUCAAAUGUACUGUACCUCUUGGGAAGAUUCAUGUGUAAUGUUUAUGCUUCCGUCACAAUAUCUGAAACAUCUCUGUGCUUCAAUAUCCUUCUUCUAUGUUGAUAACCCAUCAUUGUGGUCCUCUGUAGCUCAGCUGGUAGAGCACGGCGCUUGUAACGCCAAGGUAGUGGGUUCGAACCCCGAGACCACCCAUUCACAAAAAAUAAAAAUAAAAUGUAUGCAUGACUGUAAGUCGCUUUGGAUAAAAGCGUCUGCUAAAUGGCAUAUUAUUGUGAUGUUUUCUUCUGCCCCAUCAGAACAAGUCAGUGGUGAACCUGAUGUUUGCAGCUUACAGUGGUGAUGUCUCUGCCCUGAGGAGGUAAAGACAGGUUCUUGGGAGUGUAGACUAGUUAAAUAAACCCAACCCAUUAUAGUUGGUCCUGAUUUGCAAGAAAUUGUAGUUUGCCUUUUCAUAAGCAAGCGCUGGCGCCAGAUAGACAAGAAGAAUAUGGCGUCAAUAAUACAUUUAUGUGCAGCAUGGAACAGACCACCCCUGGUAUCAAAUCAUUUUCAGUUAACUUCAUAAAUACUAUAGAGCUUUUCACAAAGUAAUUUGUCUCAAAUCAAUUAUCUCUAAGUCUCCGCCAUCUGUCAUUCCAAUUAACCAUUUGUUGUUCUCUUCUUUUCUUUUCUUCAUUCUCUCGCUCCUGUCCUCCCCUUUAGGUUUGCUCUCUCGGCUGUUGACAUGGAGGAGAAAGACUAUGAUUCUCGUACAGGUCUCCACGUGGCGUCAGCUGAAGGUGAACCUAUAUAUUUUGGGGGAGGAUAAUACUGUUCUCCCACAUAACAUGUACUUCACCUUAUUGUUCACAGUUGUAAUUCAAGUGUGUCUGCUUUGGUUUAAUUGGAGUGGAUGGCUUCGCUGGGAUAACUAUAGAUAUGUGAAUGCAUCAAUGGUUGGUUGCACAAACUCAUUACCGUAUAUUGAGAUUUAAUUAUUCCUUCCUGUUUGUUCAGGUCAUGUGGAAGCGGUGAUCUUCCUAACAGAGACGUGUAAAGUGAACCCCCAUAUAAAGGAUAGGUAGGGACACCACUUCAUCAUCUGCCUGUCACUUUCAAUAACUCACACAUCUCUGAGAAAUGUUCCAUUGUAAAGGUCCUUGAAGAAUGCAUAAUGGAGACUGGUGGUUUUAAAAGUGUCCAGGUCUUUAAAAUCACCCAACUACACCAGACUAGUCAAGGGCUAUUAUGACCUGAUUUGUUCUGAGACUCAGUCGGAGCAUUACUUAGCACACUAUCCCUUGUUUCCUUUGCCUUGCAUCACAUUUGCCUCUGCAGCGGUAUUUCAAAGCUUUUUCCUGACCGCUUAUAUCGCUCUCUCUAUCAGGUGGGGAAACACACCCCUGGAUGAUGCCAGGCAGUUUGGUCAUGACGGGGUGGUGUCGGCCUUGACGGAGUACCAGCGGAUGUAUCCAUGCAGUAAUGGGUCCCAGUCAGAAACCGAAGACCAGAGAAAAUUAGACACAGUGAAGGUUGUGGUUUGA
This is a messenger RNA of Coregonus sp. 'balchen', 19677 nucleotides long. The record is from the annotation of a GenBank genome assembly. Lineage: Eukaryota; Metazoa; Chordata; Actinopteri; Salmoniformes; Salmonidae.